AUGAAAAACCUCUCGAGAGGCUUACAAGGUCGGGAUAACGUCGCGUUACAAGCAAAAGAGAAGGCUGUAGAACAGAAGCUGUUCGUUCAGUUGAAAAUGGAUGGACCCACAUUAACAAAUACGAAUAAGAGUAGGCAGAAAAAAACAACAAAAUCUCAAAUGAACGUGCUUACUGUUUAUUUAUUUCAAAACAGCCGAGUCAGCUUAAAG
Molecule: messenger RNA, 210 nt
Organism: Clunio marinus
Lineage: Eukaryota; Metazoa; Arthropoda; Insecta; Diptera; Chironomidae
Source: the annotation of a GenBank genome assembly